AUGAAUUUAAAAAAUAAAAGAUUAUAUUGUAUCAAAGGCUAUAAUAUACAAUUAUCAACUUAUACUGAAAAACUUUAAUAUAAUAUUUUUACAAUUAAUUAUUUAAUCUCUAGUAAUAAUUGCUCAAUCUUUACAGAUAGUUAAAGUCUUAUUUAAAAAGGGGAAGAACAUAAAUUUAUAUUGAAUUGCUUGGAAUAAAUGAAUAAUGAUGAAACUGUUAGAUUAUUUUGA
Molecule: messenger RNA, 231 nt
Organism: Paramecium pentaurelia
Lineage: Eukaryota; Ciliophora; Oligohymenophorea; Peniculida; Parameciidae
Source: the annotation of a GenBank genome assembly